UCACGCUCCUCCACAGAUUCUCAGACACACAGAAGAGAACAUACUGGGCUUUUCUGGUUGGUCAGGCCGAUGGGUGAGGCCCCUUGCCGAGUUCCCGCGAUGCGGCAUGGCUGAGAAGGGCUGGGCAGGCUGAUGACGUCGUCCUUAUUAGGUGUGAAUGUGGUUGAGUGUUCCUUGCUGGGCUGUUGGGUUUCCAUGUUUCAGGGUGUAGGCCUUAUGGGACAAAUACAAGAAAGACAUUCCAGCUGCUCUGGACGGUAGAUGAAUUUCCCUUUCUUCUCAUCAUCCGGUGAUUUUGAUACGUUUAUUCGUUUGUCCCACAACAGUCAGACUCUUCAAGAUGGCCCGGACAGGCUUCAUCCACCACUUUGGCACCUUCUUGCUGUUUUCAGCCUCCGUCUUGCUGAUCAUCACCUGCAUCUCGGCCCCAGUAGUGAGAUCUAUCGCUCUCCUCAAGGUCGAGCUCCCUGGCGGUGAGACCAACAAUGGCGGGUUCAACUUCCUGCCCGAUCUUGCUGAUGGGGAGAGUGGACGGAACGGAAACGAUCCCUCGGUUACGUUUGGUGUUUUUGGGUAUUGUUUGAAUGAUGUCCUUGGAGGCCAAUGCCCCCGCCGCCUCGGGUACUCCCCCCUCGGCAUCAUCCAGGACCUCGUGGGCCCCAACCGUGGCCAGUCGGGCAACCCCAACUUCUCCCCCGAGCAGACCUUUGGCGAGUUCUACUCUGACAACUCGGUGCGCACCUCGCGCGCGCUCACAAAGGCCAUGGUCCUCCACCCCAUCGCCGCGGCCUUCAACUUUAUCGCUUUUAUCCUUGCGCUGGGCGCGGGUAUGGUUGGGUCGCUGCUGGCGUCUCUUGUUGCUGUCUUGGCCUUUAUCAUCACGGCUGUGACCUGCAUCAUUGACUUUGUCCUGUUUGGCAUUGUGAGGAGCAAUCUGAGCAAUGGGUGGGAUAGUGACGAUGAGGAUAGCUUGGGGUUGCAGGUGGAGAGGGUUUACUAUGAUAAUGCUGCCUGGAUGACGCUCGCGGCUGCGGUGUUGAGCUUGGUCGGUGCUAUUGUUGUUUUCUUCAGCUGCUGCAGUGGGAGGAUUCAUAAGAGGAGGGAGAGGAAGAGGGCUGUGAAGGGGGAGGUGCCGGCUACCGAUUAUGGGACUCCUGUUGCGCCCAGGAGGAGGCGGAGAUGGUUCUAAGGGUCCGAGGAUGCCCUGAUGAUUAACACUGGUGUAGAGGGCAGAGUGGUGAGAAGGAGUAAUGAGUCGAUGAUGUGAGAGCGGAAGGCGAGAGGAGAGGAAGUGGUGGAUGGGGGGUUUACUCUUCUAUAUGAUACCAAUGUCUGUUAUGUAAUAAUUGGGGUUCGAUGUUUUUAUUUUAUACGACGACACAUACUUGAUAUUAUGAACACAC
Molecule: messenger RNA, 1403 nt
Organism: Podospora bellae-mahoneyi
Lineage: Eukaryota; Fungi; Ascomycota; Sordariomycetes; Sordariales; Podosporaceae
Exons: 2
Coding region: 341-1189 (282 amino acids)
Cellular component (GO): growing cell tip; cell division site; plasma membrane
Source: RefSeq, a predicted model, not a curated record